This is a messenger RNA of Balaenoptera acutorostrata (minke whale), 693 nucleotides long. RefSeq names its product succinate dehydrogenase complex assembly factor 4 (gene SDHAF4). Gene Ontology annotation, biological process: mitochondrial respiratory chain complex II assembly. NCBI's taxonomy places the organism in Eukaryota, Metazoa, Chordata, Mammalia, Artiodactyla, Balaenopteridae. Gene Ontology annotation, cellular component: mitochondrion. The coding region runs from base 50 to 373 and encodes 107 amino acids. The transcript is spliced from 3 exons. The record is from RefSeq and is a predicted model, not a curated record.
GGCGUGCCGGGAAGACGCGGCUGUUGCGGACGCCCCGGGAGCUGGCAUCAUGGUCGUGCUGGGCUUCGCCUCGUUGCUGGGCCACAUACCGGCCACAGCGUGGAGAGCGGCAAGAUCACCCAUUCUGUGUCAUUCUUUGAGGAAAAUAAAUUCUCAAGGAGAAAAAUCUGAACCCAUCAAACAACCCCUUAAGAAGCCAAAGUUACCAGAAGGUCGUUUUGAUGCACCAGAAGAUUCCAAUUUAGAGAAAGAACCACUGACAAAAUUUCCAGAUGAUGUUAAUCCUGUUACCAAAGAAAGAGGUGGACCCAGGGGCCCAGAACCUACCCGAUAUGGAGAUUGGGAACGAAAAGGACGCUGUAUUGAUUUUUAAGCCACAUAUUCGUUAACUUCAGUAUCUUUUUCUGAUUGUGUACAUCUGAAUUAACUUAUUUUUGAUUAUUUUCUUUCUGUAUAUCCUUUAAGUCAUCUAAUUUCUAUAACGUGUUUAAAAAUAUAUAUGAUAGCUUUGGAAGAAAAUAUGCUGCUAUAAAUCAGGAAAGAGGAAAUAUUAGCACAUUAAUUUUAAUUUAAAUGUAUUGGGUAUUUAAGUGAUGAUUAGAGCUGCAAACUUUUAUUUAUCAUGUUUCAGUUUAAGUUAAUCAGUUGCUUAUAAGAUACAAAUGUAAAUAAAACAACUUUUUUUUUUAAUGA